This is a messenger RNA of Schistocerca gregaria, 1506 nucleotides long. RefSeq lists its product as uncharacterized. The transcript is spliced from 3 exons. Lineage: Eukaryota; Metazoa; Arthropoda; Insecta; Orthoptera; Acrididae. The coding region runs from base 1 to 1506 and encodes 501 amino acids. The record is from RefSeq and is a predicted model, not a curated record.
AUGUCGAGGCGAGAGGACGUGUUUGACGAUCGAGCGAAUUGUGUGGCGGAUCGCUGUCUGGCGGGGUCAGCUCAGGCGACUGAGUUGUUCCCGUCGGCGGCCCCAUCCGGCCCCCCACUUAUGACGAACUGGCGCCGACUACCUGACAACGACUUGGAUAUCUCUUCUCGUGACGUUUCUCGGUCCCAGGAGCGCAUGCUCGUGCGAAUGCACAAGCUUGCACACGGGGGUGACUACCGUGGUCGCGAGGACGACGUAGCAGCCAUGCUUGCCUACUGCAGGAUCCGGGAGGCUGCUGCACUGCCGGGCACGGGGCGACAAGAGGCGGGUGAGACGGUGGGGGCCUCGCCAGGCGCAACGUCUGCGUCCCUGGCGACGGUGGUCUCACUGGGUGCGCCACAGGUGCCGGCCGUGCAAGAGGUCGGUUCGCUCGUGGUUACAACUACGGCCCUGCGACAGCAAGAACCCGUAGCCACACCAGUUUCUGCCCUGCCGUGUGCGAAGGGCACUACCGCGGUCUGCGCGGGUGUAAAGUCAGCUCGAGAGGCCGCCGUGAUCGAAGAUGACGACAAAUUUCCAGACGCAAAUCUUGCGGAGGCCAUUGCCGACGCAGACAGACGUGACGUUGACGAUGCCCGUGCACUCCGGAAUCGCUGGGCUGACAUGGCUGACGACUCUGACGUUCGCUCCCGAGCCUCCGGCACUGUUCAGCCGCGGAAGAAGGAGCCUGAGGCCUCCCGCGCCACCACUGCCCCUGCGGCCCAGACGGUCGCAAAGAAUGCACGCGCGAGGGAGCAGCGGUCCACCACAGGGCCUGUUGCCGUGAACCACCCUGACGAGGACAGGUUCGUCACCCCUGCCAGGCGGCACACGGCAAGGGGGGCUGCCGUACGUCCUGCGCUGCCGCUGCCGACCUCCAACGCCUUCCAGGACGCGUUUGAUGACGUCACGGAUGACGCCGGCGCACCACCCCGGAAAGCAGCGCCGCGCCCCCCGCUGAUUGUGGUACAGUGGGACGGCCCUUAUAAGCCAUUCGAGAAGAUCACUCGGGUGGCGCCCACUGCCAGCGUCAGGACUGCCGGCAAUGACCUUUACCGGCUCUCCGUGACCACUGUCGAGGACUACCGCGCAGUACAGCUUGGCGCCAGCUUCACUGAUGCUGCCGAGGGAGGGGCGCCCGCCCCCUCCCCCCAGCAGCCUGCUGCCUCCAAUAGCGCUGCACAGCAGCGGUCUGCCUCGUCCGAGGUGGCUGCUUCCCCUGCACCCACGCCUACCGAACCAGCUACCGCCGCCCGCAAGCGCCGCCGACGGCCGCGCUGGACCGCCCCCGCGGCGGAACGGCCGACCACUCCUGCCCCAUUGGCGCAGCAGCAGUCCGCCCCUCGAGCUGCGCCCCCGCGGCAACCGCCUCCUGGAGUCCCUCCCCAGCCUGCUGUUCCUGCCACGGAGGCCGCCCCAGAGGCCCCCACAGCCCCCGAUGCAGCUGAGCUCCGAAUCAAGACUUAG